AGUGGCGAGAUCUUCGAAUAUAAGGCCUGCGAUCUUGUCCACAAAUCAUCAGUUGCACUCAGAUCUUCACCAGCAAUCAAUCGAAUCGAACGGAAAGCAAGAUGCGUCUAACACUUCUGGCACUCAUUGGUGUCCUGUGCCUGGCCUAUUCCUACGCCUUGGAUGAUGCCACCAACAACGAUCAGGUGAUCGGACUUUUGGACGUCGCCGAUCAGGGAGCCAACCAUGCCAACGAUGGAGCACGAGAGGCUCGCCAAUGGGGCGGCGGCUGGGGUGGUCGUCGUGGCGGAUGGGGAGGCGGCGGCUGGGGUGGUGGUCGCCAUGGAGGGUGGGGCGGUGGCGGCUGGGGUGGCGGUCGCGGCGGAUGGGGCGGUGGCGGCUGGGGUGGCGGUCACCGCGGAUGGGGCGGUGGCGGCUGGGGCCGAUAGACUGAUGUCGAGCUGACAUUGCUGACCAUACCUCCGGCCAAACCGUCCACUUGCCACACGUCCAAAGGACACCCACCCAGGGAUGUCGUGAAGCGUGAAUAAAGAACAUUGAAGCAUUAAA
Molecule: messenger RNA, 549 nt
Organism: Drosophila eugracilis
Lineage: Eukaryota; Metazoa; Arthropoda; Insecta; Diptera; Drosophilidae
Product: heterogeneous nuclear ribonucleoprotein A1, A2/B1 homolog
Exons: 1
Coding region: 102-428 (108 amino acids)
Source: RefSeq, a predicted model, not a curated record